UCGUAUCUUCGUAUUGAAUUUAGUCGGAGUUCAUCAUCGAAGUUUGCGUGUGGAAAAUGGAGCGGUAGCUAAUGAAAUUAAUAUUAAAAACGCAAAGAAACGGCCUUUGUCCGCUAUUUCAGCGAAUUUUUUUUGUUAAAUAAAAAACAACGACGACGAAUUACUACUACCAAUUAUUACAACAGCAUUAAAACAUUUAACAAUUACAAAAAAAAAACAAAAUUUUUGUAAUGAGAAAAUUAAAUGUAAAAUCCAAUUUGCAACAAGAAAAUCACAGCUACAACAACAAUAGAGCCUAAUACCAGCGACUAUAGAUUUUUACCAAGCAGAGCAGUUAAUGACGGCAAUUUUAGCAAAUUAAAAAUUUCCACCAUUUAGCAGCAAAAAUUUCAAAACCCAAUAAAUUGCUUACAUCAAUUUGAGGAACACAAAAAGAGCUUUGUUGAUUUAAAGCUAAAGAAAUUGUGAAAUAUUUAAUUUUUUUUCAUGCUGCGCAAUAUUUGUGCUGCAAAACUACGCUCAUCUCAUAUCCAUUUAUAUUAAAAUCCAUUUGAAAUCAAUGCAAUAGAAACACCAAGCUGGACAUAAUAUUUCUUUUACCAAUAUAAAGAAAUUUAAUAUAUUCAUAAAUAUUUUAAUACAUUCUGGGAAAGAAAAUUUUAAGUUUUAUAUGUACGCAUCCACCAUUUUGAAUCAGUAAAACAGCAGAGAAAUUAACUGAGUAAAAUAACGAGAAGGAAGAAGAAACGCUGACAGCAAUAAAAGAAAAUACGUCAACAACAAUUGCAGCUGAACGCGAAUACAGUUUGUUUUUAAUUUGUUGGAAAAGGGUACAGAAGAACGAAGGUGCAGGCACGCUUAAAUGAAAAUAUAUAAAAAAAUUAUCGGAACACUAAUUUUUCUUCGAUUCCAAAUUAAAAUCAGAAAUCUGUAACAAACAACAGUAUCGUGUGUUCCUUUUUUUUUAUUUGAAAAGUGUUUUAAGUUAAAUUUCUUGCAAUGGUCGAACGAAUUUUAGAAGAAAAUACUCGUACAGUCGAGAGUACUACUAAUGGUACCAGCACUGAUACCGACAACAGCUGCAGUCAAUCUGGCGGUCGCAAUGAAAUAACACGUUAUAGUAGCGAGGAUGUCUCAGGUAACGAAUCCAAUGAGGCUCCAAAAAUGACGGAAACUGAACGUCAAGCGGACUUUAACCGUCAUAAAGAGGAAAUGCAAAAAAAAAGACGUAAGAAGAAACGAACAAGUUCUUCUUUGCAUUCUUCAACAUUUCAAGAGCUUUAUAAACUGACUGGCGAAAUACUUGGUGAAGGAGCUUACGCAUCAGUUCAGACAUGUGUCAACAUCUACACGGAUUUAGAGUACGCUGUUAAAGUGAUUGAUAAGAUACCAGGGCAUGCACGUGCGCGAGUUUUCCGUGAAGUGGAAACAUUCCAUCAUUGUCAGGGACAUCCAGGCAUUUUGCAAUUAAUUGAGUUCUUUGAAGAUGAUGAAAAAUUCUUUUUAGUUUUUGAAAAGAUUAACGGUGGUCCUUUAUUAACACGUAUUCAGGAGCAUAUUUGUUUUUCCGAGCAUGAAGCUGCUCAAAUAAUUAAAGAAAUUGCAUCUGGCUUAGACUUUUUACAUAAGAAGGGUAUAGCACAUAGAGACUUAAAACCAGAAAAUAUACUGUGUGUAUUUCCGGAUAAGUUAUGCCCAAUAAAGAUAUGUGAUUUUGAUUUGGGAUCUGGCAUUAAAUUCACAACUGAUAUAUCUUCGCCAGCGGCUACACCACAAUUAUUGACACCAGUCGGUAGUGCGGAAUUUAUGGCACCUGAAGUCGUUGAUUUGUUUGUUGGUGAAGCAAAUUAUUAUGAUAAACGUUGCGAUUUAUGGUCGUUGGGAGUUAUAGCAUAUAUUUUAUUAUGCGGCUAUCCGCCUUUUUCAGGCAAUUGUGAAGAGGAUUGUGGUUGGAAUCGUGGUGAAAAUUGUCGUAAAUGCCAAGAAUUAUUAUUUGAGUCCAUUCAAGAAGGACGUUUUUCAUUUCCCGAAGCUGAGUGGAAAGAUGUUAGUGACGAAGCAAAAGAUCUUAUUUGUGGUUUACUUGUCAAGGAAGCACCAAAACGUUUAAGUGCUGCAGCUGUGUUAAAUCAUUCAUGGAUUAAAAUAUCCGAAGAAGAACCACUAAAUAGUGUAAGAAUGGAAAAUCGUCGUAAGGCAUUGCGAACACCUGGUAAUAUAAGACGUAAUCAAUCAGCACGUGAAAUUUCAAACUUUGCCGAAUCAGCUAUGGCUGUGAAAAGAGUGAUUUUACAACAUUUUUCUAUGCGUUAUGAUUAUAUUAAGGAGCGUCCAAAUAUCUAUCAACCUUCUCAGUCCUAUUUAGAUGCAUAUAGUGGUAAUCCAGAUACGAAGCCUAAUUCACCAAUCAAAGCGCCAUUGAAAAGUCGUUCAAUGAAUACGACCUCGAGUGGUAAUCGUUCUACGUAUGGAGUUAACAAAAGAAGCAGCAAUUAUACGCAACGGCAAUCGAUCAAUAAAUAUGCUAAUAGCAAUACUUUAACACCUUCUCGUAAUACAUCGAGUAUUUAUAAUAGCUCUUCAAGUUAUAAAGGACUUAAUGUACACGAAGAAUAUGAUGACGAUGAAGAAGAAGCGUUAGAGGAGUUUGGGCGUUUAGAUGAAGAUGAUGAAUGGGCAAAGGGAAAAUUAAUACGGAAUACCACUGACGAAAUUGUUGAAGACAAAAAUGCUGAGGUUGAUAGUUAUCAUCAUUGGCGUGAACUAGAAGAUGACGAUUAUGAGGACGAUGAGUAUGAUAAUGAGUUUCAAAGUUCCUGGCAAUAUGGUGCUGACGAGCAGUACAAUUUAAUUCAACAUCAAAAAUUAAAGAAUGAACAGUUUGGAAAUGAUGAAAAUUUUGAUAAAAUUGUUAUAGUUGAUGAUGAAUUGAAUAUGAAUGAUAGAAGUAAUGUUAUUAAUGAUGAUAAUUAUAAGAUUGAUUUAAAUAACUUGGACAAGCAAAAUGACUUUGCUGGCACAAGUAUAAAUUGUAAUUUACAUAAUAAUAUUAAUAACCAUGAUUUGAAACAAAAUAUCAGCAGCAAUGGAGAUAAUGUUAAAAAUAAAUUGUUAUCAAAUGAAGAAGAUUCAUUAAGUGAUAUUAAUUCUGUAACUAUCAGCAAUACCACCAAUAUGAAUAUUAUUAAUAAUAUAAACAACAAUAGUAGCAAAAUUAAUAAUAAAGAUGAAAAUUUAUCUGAAAUAGUAACAACAAUAGUAAAUUCAUAUGAUAAUAAAAAUGCUAAAUUAUUGGAUAGUAUUAGUGAUUUAAAAGAAAAGCUACCUGAAAUUAAUGAGACUGCAAAUAUUGGUAUCGACUCAACUGCAGCAAAAGAGAUAAAAGAAAUGAAGCAAACUACGAACACUCCAACUGAAACAAUAACAUCAGUUUUGUACCCACCAAAUGAAAUUGAAAAAAUAUCCAUACCAGUUACACCGCAGAUUGAGUCGAUGUCAAUUGGAACGACUUUUGGCAAUCAAGAGCAAGACAAACUACAACAAAAUCAAUUAGCUCAAGAAGAAACAUCGCAAUAUAAACGUUCACCUAAAAACAAGCAACAAAACCGUAAUGUAUAUUUUGCUGCUGCAGAUGAUUAUUAUGGAGAUGAUGUUUACCAAAAUUAUGAUGCAUCUGACGAAGAAGUAGAUACAUUUAGAAAACCAUAUCAUACCUAUCCUAAACGACAACAGAAUGGGAAGCGUUAUAUGGGUCAACGAAAACACCAACAUAAUGAACAACAUUCGAAUGAAAAUUGGCGUUAUCGAGGACAGAAUUAUGUUGAUAACCAACAACAGAAACAAAAUUCCUUCCGUCGUUAUCGACCAAACAAUUCUGCUGGUUACUAUGAUAAUCAGCAGCAUAAUUAUCUUGGCAGCUUUUCACAUAGUGGAUCACAAGCACAACGCACCUAUGUAUUGCCUAGUUAUUAUCAUCAACAGCGCAACAUCGGUGGAAGUGGCAGUGGCAGCGGUGGUGGUAGCAGUGGAUCACCACCAUCAGAUGAUAAUAUAACUAAUAAUUCUAACAAAAUACGUAAUUGGCGUAAAGAUUGUAUCUAUUCCUCAGUUCGUAAUUGCGGUAUGAACUCAUCACCACAAUAUCAAAAUAAUUAUCAGCAUUAUCAACAACCGCAAUACCAACAACGUUACUCACCACCUGCGGUUCAUCAACAACAACCGCGCAUUGGAUCUGGACGCUUUUUCCAUUCUAACACUUAUAUGCAUCCAAAAGCCGUAUAUGGUGAAGAACAGGUUGUAACAGGACCACUAGGAAUUGGUCUUUCACCACCAAGUGAAAGUUUGUUGUUACAACGCCGCAUGCGUAUGUCUGCAACUAAUAAUAGUGGCGUUGGUGGACCCCAUCAGCAGCAACGUAACGAUUUAGCGGUCAGUGAUUUUUGUCAGUCAGCUGCAGCAAACGGUUAGAUUGUUCAACAUACUGACUUAGUCCUUUAGUUGGUUCAAUAUUUGGAAUCCUAAAAAAAUUUGAGAUUACGAAUGGCCACAAGAUUCCAACAAGAUUCGGCACUGGUUUUGGUCUCAUAAAACUUCUGUGAACCACGAAUGGUUAAAAAAUUAUGUUCCACACUUCAUUUCGUUCACAUAAUGGCUUUCGAACUCGACAGAUGCAAAUUCAAUGUACUUUUCCAUCUGGGCUAUAUUGGAGAGCAAAAAGUGAGGUUUAAAAAUAUGCCAGCAUGGAUGGAUGCGCUGAAAAAAGCCAUUGUUCAGAAAUGAACCAAAAUAUCGAAAGAUCACAUUCGUGAAGCAUGAAACUCAUUCUUUAACCGUUUGAAAGCCAUAGUCAAGGUGAAGGCAAAAAGUGGUCAUCUCGAGCUAGAGUGAAUGGAU
Molecule: messenger RNA, 4893 nt
Organism: Teleopsis dalmanni
Lineage: Eukaryota; Metazoa; Arthropoda; Insecta; Diptera; Diopsidae
Product: 5'-AMP-activated serine/threonine-protein kinase catalytic subunit alpha-like
Exons: 7
Coding region: 1000-4467 (1155 amino acids)
Biological process (GO): protein autophosphorylation; peptidyl-serine phosphorylation; intracellular signal transduction
Cellular component (GO): nucleus; cytoplasm
Molecular function (GO): ATP binding; calcium/calmodulin-dependent protein kinase activity; calmodulin binding
Source: RefSeq, a predicted model, not a curated record